Messenger RNA from Brassica oleracea var. oleracea, 843 nucleotides. RefSeq lists its product as uncharacterized. The record is from RefSeq and is a predicted model, not a curated record. Lineage: Eukaryota; Viridiplantae; Streptophyta; Magnoliopsida; Brassicales; Brassicaceae. The transcript has a single exon. The coding region runs from base 1 to 843 and encodes 280 amino acids. Gene Ontology annotation, molecular function: nucleic acid binding; zinc ion binding.
AUGUUCGUAGCACACUGGGAGCCCGGAAAUAUCCCUGAGCUACCAGCUCUUACCUCUGCCCCAAUCUGGCUCGAGCUUUGUAACGUCCCACUCCAAUUCUUCAAUGAAGAUGGUUUUGAGCGAAUUGCAGGCCUAGUUGGGGAACCUAAAUACCUCCAUCCAUCCACUGCAAACAAAGCUGACUUGGAAGUUGCUAAAGUACUAACAAUCAUCGACCCGAGACAGCCACUUUCGGAAGCGGUAAACGUUCAAUUUGAUUCCGGAGACAUUGCUCGUGUAGGUGUUUCUAGUCUGUGGAUGCCGCCGGUUUGUUCCCACUGCAAAGAAAUUGGUCAUAGCAUCAAGCGGUGUCCCACUUCUCCGAUAACUUACGCUGAUUGUAAAUCAACGUCUCAUUCGAAAGACAACUGCCCUCGGGCUAAAGAACACAAUAGCAGGAAAUACAAGAAGCAAAAAGAGAAGAGCAAAGCUACAUUUCCAGGCAAGAGUGUUCACCCCCAAAAAAAUCAUGCGGCUUCCAUUCCACCACUCCGUUCCUCAUCGUCAGGAAACCCUCAGGGUAAUCUCGAAGCAAGUUGCAAAGGGAAAGGUGUUGCGGUUUCAACCAACACUCGUCAUACCGCGGCUGGUUUUAGUGAUCCUUCCCGGAUUUCCCUAAAAGGAAUUCAUAUUGAGCAACCGGAAUCUAGUAAUGUCAACGUUACUACCUCAGUGUCUGAGGUUGAAUCCGACUCGUCUGAUGUUCCCUCAUCAGAUAAUGAGUUUGAAGAAGGACAGUACAUCCCGGUCAGGGAAAAGCAUGGGGCCAGAGGCAGUCGGGGCAGAGGCCCCAAAUUCACCUAA